Xiphophorus hellerii (green swordtail) is the source of this 1183-nucleotide messenger RNA. It is a transcript of the gene abhd14b, whose product is annotated as abhydrolase domain containing 14B. The transcript has 4 exons. The coding region runs from base 121 to 756 and encodes 211 amino acids. The record is from RefSeq and is a predicted model, not a curated record. Gene Ontology annotation, cellular component: cytoplasm. Lineage: Eukaryota; Metazoa; Chordata; Actinopteri; Cyprinodontiformes; Poeciliidae. Gene Ontology annotation, molecular function: hydrolase activity. Gene Ontology annotation, biological process: positive regulation of transcription by RNA polymerase II.
UAGGGGGCAGUAGGGUAGUUUUUAGCGGUCUUCCCAUUUUCCGGGGAGUUAAAGUGAAACUGCAGCUGCUUCCUUGUUUGCGUCGCUUUAUUUUCUACAGAUUAAUCACCGCUGUUCGGGAUGUCGGCUGUAAAGAUGAGCGAGGGCAGUGUGGAGGUGGAAAGCUGCAAAGCUCCACUUUUCUACAGACAAAGCGAGCCGGCCGAGGGAGAAGCAAAGAUGUCGGUUCUUCUCCUUCACGGUAUUCGUUUCUCAUCGGAGAACUGGCUCAACAUCGGCACUCUGGAGACGCUGGCCAAAGCUGGCUGCCGAGCGGUCGCCCUCGACCUGCCAGAACUCGGUCGGUCCAAAUUGGCCAAAGCGCCGGCGUUGGUGGGAGAACCGGCCCCCGCAGCGUUCCUGAAGGAAGUGUGUGAACAGCUGAGUUUGAGCCCUGCCAUAGUGAUCAGCCCGUCACUCAGUGGGAUGUACUCCCUCCCUUUCCUCCUGGAGCAUCAGCCUCUAAUACGAGCCUACGUUCCCAUAGCGCCAAUCUGCACUGAAAAAUUCACAGCAGAACAGUACCGGAGCGUCAAGGUCCCGACGCUGAUCGUUUACGGCGACCAGGACACUCAGCUCGGAGAGGCGUCGCUCCGUAACCUGAGCAAUCUGACGAAUCACAGGGUGGUGGUAAUGAAGGGAGCAGGACAUCCGUGUUACCUUGACGACCCAGACACCUGGCACAAAGCGCUUACCAACUUCCUGGAGACUCUGUGAGGCUCUUCGCUCAAUUUCAAACAAAGAAAUUCCCAGCUAACACACAAAGGACUCAAAGGAGCCAAACAAACAAAUCACUCACAAGACAUUCCUCAUACACUACAAAACUGAUUGCAAAUCAAAUCACUGGAAGGUUUUUAUGCUCAUUUUAUGUUACAUUUCGAAAGUCAGCGGCUUCUGUGACCACUAAGACAAAUGUCAGAAAUGUGAUAUCUCUACUUUUGCAGUUAAUAGUCUGACCAAAUCAAUGCCCAUUAAUUACUUGCAUGAACUGCUUUGGCUUUUUUUCCCCAUAAUGUUGUCGACCAUUACUGCCCUCUUGUGGACUGUAUCAGUAACUGUAGGAAAGCUUUAACACCUGAACCUGUUUGUAAAUAAACAAAUACCAGCAUGCACGUCUAUUAAAAACCUUGAGAGAUAAAAUUAA